This is a messenger RNA of Argentina anserina (silverweed cinquefoil), 5133 nucleotides long. RefSeq lists its product as uncharacterized. Bases 509 to 4549 code for a protein of 1346 amino acids. The transcript is spliced from 9 exons. The record is from RefSeq and is a predicted model, not a curated record. NCBI's taxonomy places the organism in Eukaryota, Viridiplantae, Streptophyta, Magnoliopsida, Rosales, Rosaceae.
CUACCUCAGCCGGCUUAAAAUCGCACCCCCCCCAUUAUCUUGAUUCGUCGACACUUCCAUACUAUUGGGAUUCCACUAUUUAUUCUUAGCUUGUCGUAACCCAUUAACCCACAUCCCUCUUUCUCUCAAUUUUCUAUGCUCCUGUUUUUAGGGUUUCGUCCUGUUCAAUUGUAGAUUCGAUUUUGAUGGUACUUGUAAUCAAGUUUUAGUUUUUCUAAUUUAAUUUAUGAAUUUAGCUGCUGGGUAGGAUUCAAUUUUUGUGUUUCCUGAAAUACCCGAUAUAUAUCUGCUGGUUUUUAUAGCAAAAAUACAUUCUGGGUAAGUUUUUGGAUUGAAGAUAAACAAAUCCUCUUAUCUGGGUUUGUUGGUUGAAGCCGAAGUUCCACGUUAAAGCUGCGCUUUGAAAUUGGUCUGGGUUUUAUUUGACUGGGGAAAAGUAGAGAGGUUUGGUUGUGGAGGGUUUCGGAUUUUAAGUGUAUAAGGAAGUGAAGGGGAAAGUUAAGAUUGCAUGGGCGAACAUGAAGUAUGGGCACAGCCAGCAAGUGGGGUUUUGCCGAAUGGCUUAUUGCCCAAUGAAGCUGCCUCCGUGAUGAGAGUGUUGGAUUCGGAGAGAUGGUCCAAGGCGGAGGAGAGAACUGCAGAGCUUAUUGCCUGCAUUCAGCCCAAUUCACCCUCAGAAGAACGCCGGAAUGCAGUUGCUGAUUAUGUGCAGAGACUUAUCAAGAAUUGCUUCCCUUGCCAGGUGUUCACUUUUGGGUCUGUGCCCCUCAAGACUUAUUUGCCUGAUGGAGAUAUUGACCUUACUGCCUUUAGCAAGACUCAAAGUUUGAAAGACUCAUGGGCCCAUCAGGUUCGUGAUAUGCUGGAGAAUGAAGAGAAGAAUGAGAAAGCUGAAUUUCGUGUCAAAGAGGUUCAAUACAUCCAAGCCGAAGUAAAGAUAAUCAAGUGCCUUGUGGAAAACAUUGUGGUAGACAUAUCCUUUAAUCAGCUUGGAGGCUUGUGCACCCUUUGUUUCCUUGAGGAGGUCGAUCAGGUUAUAAAUCAAAAUCAUUUGUUCAAGCGUAGUAUUAUACUGAUAAAGGCCUGGUGUUAUUAUGAGAGCCGAAUACUGGGUGCUCACCAUGGACUGAUCUCUACCUACGCUUUGGAGACAUUGGUUUUAUACAUUUUCCAUGUCUUCAACAAUUCCUUUGCUGGACCACUUGAGGUCUUGUAUCGGUUUCUAGAAUUCUUUAGUAAGUUCGACUGGGAGAACUUUUGUGUAAGCUUGUGGGGUCCGGUGCCGAUUAGUUCUCUUCCAGAUGUAACUGCUGAACCUCCUCGAAAAGAUGGUGGAGAGUUACUAUUGAGCAAGUCGUUUUUAACUAUUGCUACACGCUCGUAUGCUGUUUUCCCUGGAGGUCAAGAAAAUCAGGGCCAAGCUUUUGUUUCCAAACAUUUUAAUGUUAUUGAUCCUUUGAGAAUCAACAACAACCUUGGACGUAGUGUGAGUAAAGGCAACUUCUUUAGGAUACGCAGUGCAUUUGCAUUUGGCGCUAAAAGGCUGGCCAGGUUGCUUGAUUGUGCAAAAGAAGAUCUGUGUUUUGAAGUAAAUCAAUUUUUUCUCAACACUUGGGAUAGACAUGGAAGUGGUCAGCGACCGGAUGCACCACAUAAUGAUCUUACGCGCUUGCGACUUUCAAAUGUAGACCACUUGCAUGGAUCUGAGAAUCGUAUGAACAAAUUAAGCAGCCAAAGGAAUGAUAGAUCCUCUGGUCGAGAUACUCAAAGUGAUGGAAAACGUGGUGGACGUAGUGUUUCCUCUCAGCAUGGUAGUUAUCCUAGAGAUAGCACAUCAUGGAGCAGUGAUUUGAUUAGUGUACCUGAUAGUCAAAGCCAAAAGAAUCAUGUUAAAAUGAACAUUGUGAGGGCCUCUGAUCAGAUUCGUAAGGAAAUCAAUCCUGCCCCAGGUGCACACGUGGACAAGGGCCAUGGAAAACCUGAUAGCUUGAUUAAUGACCUUCAUGGGAGGUUUCUUUUCUCAAGGACACGCUCUAGUCCGGAGCUUACUGAUUCAUAUAGUGAACCUUCCUCCCAAGGUCAGCGAAAUAGGGCCCCAGAGAGUGGGAAAAACCAAACAUAUUCCACAAGGUUGGAUAAUAGCAGGAGGAAGAACCUUGAGGUUGAUACUUUGGCAGGCCACAGAAUCAGAUCUUCAGCUGAUGAUCCUACAUCUGCUAACCAUAUUUCAUCCCAGCUAAGCUCAGAUGUCAUGGGUGAGUCAAAUAGUAGCUACCAGGAUGAUUCCGGUUUGAGUACUGUUGCCGAUGAUUUUUCAUCUAUUUCGGGGACACAAGGGAUGCACCAGGAGGAGCAAGAUCUUGUUAACAUAAUGGCAUCUUCUGCACCUCAUGGUUUCAAUGGACAAGUUCAUCUUCCGCUGAACUUGGGUUCAGAUCAAUUACCAUUUCCAAUCCCACCUUCUGUUCUUGCUUCGAUGGGAUAUGCUCAGAGGAAUAUGGGUGGUAUGUUCCCUGCAAAUUUUCCCAUGAUGGAGAGUCCUUGGGGAACAAAUAUGCAUUUUCCACAAGGUUUUGUUCCGUCACCUUUAACUCAUUACUUCCCUGGCAUGGGAUUGAGUGGAUUGACAUCUAAUCCUGAAGAAUCGGUGGAAUCCGGUAAUGAAAAUUUUGGUUCUAUGGAAAUGAACUCAAGUGAAACUGAUCAUGAUUUCUGGCACAACCAGGAGAGGGGAUCUACUAGUGAAUUUGAUCAUGAUAAUGGAGGUUCAGAAAUGCAUGAGGCAGAUGAUAGGCAACAAUCAACUUCAGCUGGUUAUAACUCCCAUCCGUCAUCUCGGAUAGGCGCUGCUGCAAGUUCUAUGCGAGUUCAACAAAAGUCCCCUAGAGAAAGCAGAGAUUCACUGAGGGAAGAUCAUGUGGAUAAUUCCCAGUAUCAAGACAACCAAGGAAAUGAGGUAUACUUUGAUGACAGAGUGAGUUCGAGGUCUUUGUCUGCCACUUAUACUAGUUCUGCAAGAAGCAAGACCUCCUCUGAGAGUUCUUGGGAAGGAUCAUCAGCAAAAGUGUCAAAGUCAACAAGAGAAAAACGGGGUAGAAAAGCUGCUCUGUCAACAGCUCCAUCUACCUCAUAUGGGAAAGGUAAGAGUGCGUCUGAACAUUCUUCUACUCAGGCAGAUGAUGAAAACAAAAAUUGGAAUCAGAUAACAACUUUAGGUUCUGAAAUAGUAGAAAGAAGCACACUAUCCCAACCGGUUGAUUCGGUGCUUGUUCCAAGACAUCAAAUGCCUAGUUUUGAACCAUCUCAAGCAAGUGGAUCAGAUUCGCUGAUGCCUUUCCCAGUGAUCAUAGGGCCCGGCUCUCGUCAGAGAGCUACAAAUGAUGCUGGUCCUGCCUAUUUUUAUCCUACGGGACCUCCAGUUCCAUUCUUUAUGGUACCAUCAUAUUACAAUCUCCCAGCAGAGUCAGGAACUUCAGAUGUAUCAAGUCAAUUAAGUAGGGAAGAUGGACCUGAAAGGGAUUCUGGUCAGAACUUUGAUUCAGCUGAAGGAAAUGAUCAACCUGAGUUAAGACUUUCGAACUCCAUGGGGGUUACUCCUAUUGAGCCAUCAGAGUAUAAAUCUGACAUCCUUCACAGUGACAUUCAAAGCCAUCUCAAGAAUUUGAAUUAUGGACGGCAGUGCCAAGAUUUUCCACCAAUGGUUUGCCCUUCGCCUGUUAUGGUGCCCCCUGUCUACUCGCAAGGGCGAUUGCCUUGGGAUGGUCCUGGGAGACCUCUCUCAGCCAAUAUGAAUGUCAUCUCUCAGCUUUAUGGCCCCCGUAUAGUUCCUCUAUCUGCACCUCACCAGUCUGUUUCUAACAGACCUGCUAAUGUGUAUCAACGCUAUGUUGAUGAGAUUCCAAGAUACCGCAGUGGCACAGGAACCUACCUUCCAAAUCCUAAGGUUUCUGUAAGGGAUCGGCAUACUUCAAGUGCAAGAAGGGGGAGUUACAAUUAUGACAGAAAUGAUCACCAUGGUGAUAGAGAAGGGAACUGGAAUGCCAACUCAAAGUCGCGAGCUUCUGGGCGCAACCACAGUCGCAGCCAAGCUGAGAAGCCAAAUUCAAGAGUAGACCGUAUGGCAGCUAAUGAGAGCCGUGCUGAGAGGCCAUGGAGCGCACAUAGACAUGACUCAUUCCCUUCAUAUCAAUCUCAAAAUGGUCCUAUCAGGUCAAGCACUACACAGAGUGGUUCCACUAAUGUGGCAUAUGGCAUGUAUCCACUACCAGGCAUGAAUCCCAAUGGGGUGUCAUCAGAUGGAUCUACCAUGCCCUCUCUUGUCAUGAUAUAUCAUUAUGAUCAUAAUGCUGGCUAUGGGCCACCUCCAGAAGACCAGCUGGAGUUCGGUUCUCUUGGACCAGUGGGUUUCACAGGUUUGAAUGAAGUUCCACAGUUAAAUGAAGGGAGUCGGAUGGGUGGGGUAUUUGAGGAACAAAGAUUUCAUGGUGGCUCUACUCAACGAUCUUCUCCUGAUCAGCCUUCAUCACCACACAUCCAAAGGGGAGUAUGAUUACUUUGCCAGAUUAGUGGCUCCAAGGAAUUAUCAGGAUGAAAAGUGAGGAUCUUCCCCUUCUAGCAUAGUCAGGUCAGGGAGGUAAUGGUGAUGGGAUAAACUACAAUGAGAACCCCGCUCCCAUGCAUUAUCAAGUGAUGUUGUUAUCCCUAUCCCAUUCUCAGAAAGGAAGAGUUGAAUUUCCUGUCGAUGAUUCUUAAUCUCAUACGCUAUGCCUGCUUGGAGCUUUUAUAUACACUGGGAAGUACUUUACUUACUCCCUCUUCUUUCUGGUUAACCACUUGCUCCCUUUCAAAAGGGUACAAUACUACAAUAUCGUUGGUGGUAAAUGAUGAUGAUGAUGAUGCUUGUGCUGGUGAAGGGGAGAGCAGGACUCGGCGACACAGAUUUGAAUUUAGGGUUAGGACUUGUAACUCUACUAAACUACAAACUUGCUUUAGGUUUGAAAUCCCACAGAAUGUUGGGGAUUUCAUUCAGGAUCUGUAUCAGUUAUCUUUUACAUGCUGUUUAAGAUUCAACAGUGUAGCAAUAACAUCACCAUUCUAUUGCAUCAUGUUUGGUAACCUCGACUUUUUUUUUUC